GGAGGGGGCAGGGAGCGAGGUAUCAUGGAGGAUCAGUAGGCAAACUGUGGUCAUCAGAGGAGAGCGGCUACGGCUCUGAUCCCCGGGACUUUCUCAACUGUUCAACUGUUCAUCAGUUUAAUCACCUCGAACGGAAGAUUCAAGAAUGGACAUGAAGAAGAGGAUCACCUUGGAGCUGCGGAACCGGAGCCCGACGGAGAUUGCAGAGCUGGUGCUGGACAACAGUCGCUCUGCAGACGGCGAGGUGGAGGGUCUGACAGACGCGUUCACAGAGCUUGAGUUCCUCAGUAUGGUCAACGUGGGUCUGAGCUCGCUGGCGAAACUGCCCUCACUGCCCAAACUACACAAGUUGGAGCUGAGCGACAACAACCUGUCAGCUUCUCUGGAGACGCUGUCAGAAAAAUGUCCAAACCUGACCUACCUCAACCUGAGCGGGAACAAGAUCAAAGAGCUGAGCAACGUGGAGGCUCUGCAAAACCUGAAGAGCCUGCAGAGUCUGGACCUGUUUAACUGUGAGAUCACGUCUCUGGAGGACUACAGGGAGAGCGUGUUCGAGCUGCUGCCUCAGGUCACCUACCUGGACGGAUUUGACCAGGAGGACAACGAGGCGCCCGACUCUGAGGCAGAUGAUGAAGACGAGGACGGCGAGGACGGGGCGGGGCCGACAGGAGACUACGACGAUGACGACGACGAAGAGGAGGACGAGGACGGCUCAGAGGGAGGAGAGGUGGGGCUGAGCUUUCAGGUGAACCGUGCUAACCAGGAUGACGAUGAGGAUGAAGACGACUAUGCAGAGGAGGAGGAGGAAGAGGAUAAAGCGGGCGUUCAGGGACAAAAGAGGAAGAGAGACGUGGACGACGAAGGCGAGGAUGAUGACGACGACGAUGACGACGACUAGCCGCCCGGCGAUGGUCGUCUGUGUGUCGUCCUGUCCUGUUUCUGUCCGUCUCCGUCCUCCUCCGGAUCCGACCUCCGCCAGACAACAAACAAACAAGUCGACCAGUCAGGGCGCAGCAACAGGAACAGUGUGAUCAGUUUUCACUUCUUUAGAUCUAUCAGGACACGCCUCCCUUUAAAACCGGGAUCAAACUAUGACCCCGCCUCCUGUCCCCAUCCUGGACUCUGAUCCUGGACUCUGAUCCUGGACUCUGAUCCUGGACUCACGCCGACAUCCUCCGCCGGACCGCUCAGACAAAUAAAUCAGGUGUGAAUUUUUCUGCUUCAGGCCGACGCCCACUCUUGAGACGAAACGCCGUCUGUCCUGAAGAUCUGGAAAGUUCCCGAUGCAGAGUCCAGUCCAGCUCAGACCACAAGACUCCAGCCUCAGAUACUGAACUUAAAACCCAAAUUCUGAUUGGUCCAUGUGAUGCUGCACGUGAACGUUACCAUGGUUACAGUGGAUGUGGGAUGUAACCACGCGCUCAUCUGAUUUUAGAAACACCGUUUUGUCAUUUUUAAAGAAGUGCGAGCGGCGCCGUGUUGUUGUUUUAUCCGUGGCGUUCGUGCAUCUCUUAUAAGUUAACGCUGUUAUAUUCAGUUUGCACGCCAUGUCUGAACGCCUCCCUUAUUCAGCUACUGAGACAGAUGGCGCCCACUGCUGUUUGUUACAUCCUUACAUGUGAUGUCAUCAAAUCAGACGACCAGAGUCCACCUAGAACCAAACUCCAAAACCUUCUGAACAGGAAGUGAAUCCUUUGAUUGACAGCUUCACACCCACCCCGCCAGUCAAAAUACUUGCACGCUGGGCGCCAAUCGUCUGGUGACGCCAUUUAGAGUCUGAGCGGUGGAUCCCGCCCCUUUAACACGAACACAUUCAAUAACCUGCUGAAAGGUCAAAGGUCGCUUUCAGACAUCUCGGCACCUCUGUCCUCGUUACCGCCACCGCUUUCUUCUUCUGAGGUUAUUUAAUGGCAGUUAGCAGCUGCCAUCUGGUGGCCGGAGAGCGUAACAACCAGACGAUCCAGGACGCCAUCAGCGCGGCGAUGGUUAAUCUCUUUUUAACAUUCGUUCAGUUUAGCGCCGAGGUUUUGGAUCUUGUGGUCUGAACUGGAUCUCAAAGAACCUGAUCCAUCUUCAUCACAUGACUCUGAGCCAGGACACACCUGAGACACACCUCCUUCUGCGUCUGGACUCUAACAGGACCAAUCAGGGACGAGUUUCAGGAUCUCAGAUUCCCCACCAUCUUUGACCCUUUAGCUGCUGAUCAGGAUGAGUAGUGAUCACUCCGCCCGUCACACCUGCUGUAGACAUGAUGAUAUUCCCCGUGUGUGUUUGAUUUAUUGUAGGGGGUUUCCCAGGGAAGAUUAGGGGGGCAGGUGGGAGCAAAGUUUAGUCUGAUGUGUUUUUUUGUAUGAUCUUUUUUUCCUUGAAAAGCUGUUUUGUAGUUUGAUGUGAAAGCGAGCGCCGUGUCCUCAAACAGCCCGUCCCCUCGCCAUGUUCAGAUCGCUGUCGUGUCACUACUCAGGCUCCGCCCCCCUGAAAUAUACCUCAACCUCCAACUGAACCUGCAGCUCCUCUUAAGGGAAUAGUUUUCCUUCAUGUAGACCAAACCUGCGCUGCGUUCAGGUGCCUCUGUUCAAAACGCUACGUUCAGGUGCCUCUGCUCAAAACGCUACGUUCAGGUGCCUCUGUUCAAAACGCUGCAUUCAGGUGCCUCUGUUCAAAACGCUGUGUUCAGGUGCCUCUGUUAAAAAUGCUGCGUUCAAGUUCUGACAUUUAAAAUAAUUACUGACCAAUCACAGCCCACUCUGUAAGUCACAGAGCACCUGAACGCAUCCUGACAGGUGAACAGUGGAUUGUGGGAUUUGUAGGAGGUGUAGCGUGGGUUUGAUGGAGGCGGAGCCAGAAGUAGAACACGCCUGCC
Labrus bergylta (ballan wrasse) is the source of this 2863-nucleotide messenger RNA. The record is from RefSeq and is a predicted model, not a curated record. Lineage: Eukaryota; Metazoa; Chordata; Actinopteri; Labriformes; Labridae.